GUGAGUGUGAAGCCAGGGGCUGGGCAGGGAUGAGAGCGGCCGGAGACGCGGCAUCACCAUGCAGCCGACUAUCAUCUCGUCUUGCCGUCCAUUUUACACCACAUAGAAUUAUGAAAUCUGCCGUCAGCUCGUGCCCAUUUUUGCAGACAGCGACCUUCCCAUCCCAGCGAUGACAAUAUAGGCCGACUGUAGGGAAUGAAAACGCUCCCAAGAUGGUCCGCGUCACAAACGCCCUGGGUUUAGUUAUUCUCAGCGUCGCUCUCUUCAUAUUGUCGCUCAUCAGUUACGUGUCGCUAAGGAAGGACAGCUUCUUCACCUCUUCUAAAUAUGACAUGGGAGGUCCGAGAAUCAUGUUCCAUGCAGGAUUUCGGUCUCAGUUUGCCAUGAAUUUCCUGAACCCGUCCUUCAUCCCGUUAAGCAAUGUGCUGAAUGAAGAGCUUCAAGGGAAACCCUCUAAAUGGAAAUUCAACAGGACUGCAUUUUAUCAGCAAAGAAAGGAGAUCUUCAGCUACAUUGACAUCGCCAACAACUUCUCCCUUACCAAGAAUAGUGUCCGCGUGGGCCAGCUGAUGCACUUUGACUACUCCAGCCACAAAUAUGUCUUCUCCAUCAGCAACAACUUUAAGUCUCUGCUCCCAGACACCUCUCCUAUUCUCAACAGGCAUUACAAUGUGUGCGCCGUGGUAGGCAACAGCGGCAUCCUUACAGGCAGCCAUUGUGGCUCUGAAAUUGAUCAGGCCGACUUUGUCUUCCGCUGCAACUUCGCACCAACUGAGAUCUACUCUAAGGAUGUGGGCAGGAAGACCAACAUGACCACCUUUAACCCCAGUAUCUUGGAGAGGUAUUACAACAACUUGCUGACAAUUCAAGACAGGAAUAACUUCUUCCUCAACCUGAAGAAGCUGGAGGGAGCCAUCCUGUGGAUCCCUGCCUUCUUCCUCCACACCUCAGCCACAGUGACCAGAACCCUGGUGGACUUCUUUGUGGAGCACAAGGGCCAGCUGAAGGUUGAACUGGCCUGGCCAGGCAACAUCAUGCAGGAUGUCAAUAAAUACUGGAAGACUAAAAACCUGGCUCCCAAGCGGCUCAGCACUGGAAUCCUCAUGUACACUUUGGCCUCGGCCAUGUGUGAGGAGAUCCACCUCUACGGCUUCUGGCCCUUUGGCUGGGACCCCAACACAGGCAAAGAGCUGCCCUACCACUACUAUGACAAGAAAGGGACCAAAUUCACCACCAAGUGGCAGGAGACCCACCAGCUGCCCAGCGAGUUCAAGCUGCUCUAUAAGAUGCACGGGGAAGGCGUGACCAAACUCAGCCUGUCACACUGCACUUAGACAUUCUGCUGGCGCCAGGCGUCGGGUGCGGACGGUUAACAGGUGACUCCAGAGACCGUGAUCCAAAUACAUCAGCUCAGCUCAAACUUUUGUUGUGACGCAGACCUGCAAUGCAUGAUAAGGCAUUUCAUGACACCCUCAUUCUAGAAACGCACACACACACGACGCCAACACUGCAUCUAGCCUCAAUCACAUGGUCAUUCGCACGAAGCUGUCGGGGUUACACGGGAUGUAAAUUAUGGACUUAUCACAGCUGUGUUGUUACUCCUUUGGUAAUGUUGUGUUCGAUACUACAGAUUAGACGUGCUGCUCACUUGCCUCCCAUUGUUGUCCUUUGCAUGGCUGCCGGUAGUGGCUGAAGAGCUUGAAUAGAACAAACAUCGUCUAUCCUAACUGGAGUCCACAGGAGAUUCAACUGUAAUAAUAAAAUCUUCCCAAUUCCGUUUGUGAGAGAGAACACAGUAUUGAUUGAGGUAUAAUGUUACCAUUAAGCCUUUUACAAAGAUAUACUGAUUCUGUACACUUUAAUCACUGCCUAAUCUCAGGGAGGGAGUUAGAUCAGUGUUUUUUGCAAUCAGAUUCAGUGCCUCAGUAGAGGUGCAAAUCCUGUUUUCAGUCCUUUUUUUCCCACUGGGUGUGUCAGUCUGCACUGCUCUGGAAGACGGCAUUUGUUUACAAUGCUGUGCCCUACACCUGUAUGUCUUUUAUUGCCCUGAGGAGGGUGCGCUUCAAAUUUUAAGAUUCUUCAGAUUUGGAAAAUAUUAUCAACAUUCCUACAACAAGCCAUAGAUGCAUCUUAUUUUUGGUGGAAGUAUAGUAUCUUAUCAUUGUAAUAGAGAGUUUUAGAAAAAGGUAUAGGCCUAAAUGAGUUUCUGAGACUAUAAGACAUAUAAAAAUAUAUUCAAAAACACUGCAAGGAAAUACAGUUUAUCUUACAUUUUGGACACUCAGCAUAAAAAAAAAAAAAUAUUUCAACUAUACUAACUGGAUGACAAAUUGUUGUUCACUACUCUUAUACUCUUAUUCAACCACAAAAAAUGACAGAUUGUAUCCAGUACAUUAGUUAUCACAGAGCUUUUGUUGACAAAGGGAAAAUUUAUUUAUUAAUCACAUAACCAUAUCAUAGCCAAUACUUGACAUAACUCCCAGAAACUCACUCUACAUAACUAUAUCACUUCUAAUAUUACUUAAAUCAGAGAAAUUAACUGUUUAUCUAUUGCAUCUUGUUUAAAGAGCAUGAUCCAUUAUUUAAAUGGCAAUGCAUGCGAGAAGCACUAACAAAUCUUUCAGGCUAGUUUUAUACAACCUUUUUGAAGAUUGUUUUGAGGGUAAAACUGAGUUCUUUGCUAUUGUUUAUAUCUCUGAUGAUAUUCCUUAGAAUAUCACUAGUGACUUUAUAUGAGAGAUGUUUCAAGGAAAACAAAUGAAAAAAAAUAUCUAUUCCUAUAUUCCACAUGGGACCAAAUCUCUAUUGCUCAUUUUGUCUCAAACAAAACAGAAAAGAACAGACUUUAUUUUUGUAUCUGUAGAUUUAUCUCGGCUUCUCCAACAAAAGGCAAGCCUAUCAUGCCAAACUGAACUUGGGCUGGGCUCGUGGGUUGGGUUGGUGACGAAGGAUGACUGGGCCCAAACAGUGAUAGCCAGCCACAUGACGGCCUCAUGACUUGCAGCACGUGUUCAUGCUGAAUUUUAAGCUUAGAGGAGAGUUUUAACACACACACACACACACACACACACACACACACAGAGGGGUGCAGUCAUUUCAGAAGAGGCGCGGCUUUGUGCUUGUUCAGCUUUAGCAUGGUAGGGAUAUGAAUCCUUGUCGCUCGUCAUAUCGUCUCACACACCUUUCUCCAUCUGUGCUGGCAAACACAAUGCACCCAUCAACAGGAAAACCAUGAAAAAAAAAAAAAAAACAACAAAAAAAAUCUGACGUUAGUAUUAAUGGUUGAAUUUUAGGCUAUCUAGUUAACUGUCAUGAAUGUGUAUAUUUGAGAGUAAAUUCUGUAGUCACACAUAGAAUGUUUUGUAAGUACACCAAAGAGCACCUGAACUGUUCAAAAGGAAGAAAUGUUCAUUUAACUGAAUGUGGAGUAAUUUUUUUUCGAUUUUGGAUGCUGUGUGACGACUAACAUAUUAUUGUAGACGAAAUAACGUUGUUCUUUAAUUUGAUAUAGGAUGUCAAAACUGUUGUAUUACAAAGGGGAAUUAGCUACUACGUGGUAAUCCUUAUUAAACAUGUAAACUUUUUCAGCUUCAUCCAAGGUAUUGUGGUGGAAAUGUACUGUCUGUGACCCCAUGAAUGUCUUCCUAUCAAUCGUUUUGUUCUUUGGCAAACACAUCUUGGCACUGAAUGCUGGACGAUACAUAUCCCCUCUGAAAAUGUUGUCUUUGGUUCUCAAAAUCGAUGCGUAGAACGUUUUGUAGAUGAAAAUGACACUAAUGGGAUCUGUGCAGAUUGUAGUUCCAUUCAGAAUAACAAUAGAACGUUUUGUGCAUUAUGCUUUUCCAUGACAAGUGGAAGUCAUUAUUUAAUCAUAAAACGACUUUAUUCAAAAUGCAGCGUACAGCAUCUGCUCUGAGAACCCUUUAACAUUCUUGUAUAUUCUUCAGUCUGCAUGGUAAUAUUGAUCCAUAAUCCAUAAAAAAAGCCUAGCUGCUUAUGUACAUGUCGUAUAAAAGUCAGAACUCAUGUAAGGGACUUUGCUAUCUUGGUUGUUCUAACAAAAAUUAUCGUCCAUAUAAGAAAUGUAACCAUGACUUCAGUGUUUUUCGAUUAUACUCCAUGAUAAAUAUACGUUAUGUGCCUGCAUUUUCCUUCCAUCAAUGCCUCAAUGUGUCAAAUAAAACAGUAUUUUUCUCUGA
Molecule: messenger RNA, 4199 nt
Organism: Myripristis murdjan (pinecone soldierfish)
Lineage: Eukaryota; Metazoa; Chordata; Actinopteri; Holocentriformes; Holocentridae
Gene: st8sia3
Product: ST8 alpha-N-acetyl-neuraminide alpha-2,8-sialyltransferase 3
Exons: 4
Coding region: 213-1334 (373 amino acids)
Biological process (GO): N-glycan processing; oligosaccharide metabolic process
Molecular function (GO): alpha-N-acetylneuraminate alpha-2,8-sialyltransferase activity
Source: RefSeq, a predicted model, not a curated record